Messenger RNA from Bufo bufo (common toad), 1628 nucleotides. RefSeq names its product biglycan (gene BGN). Gene Ontology annotation, molecular function: protein binding. The record is from RefSeq and is a predicted model, not a curated record. The coding region runs from base 377 to 1501 and encodes 374 amino acids. Lineage: Eukaryota; Metazoa; Chordata; Amphibia; Anura; Bufonidae. The transcript has 8 exons.
GAAAGCCACAUGUCACUGAAACCUCAAGUCGUUUACAUGUAUUAUGUCUUUCGAGAGGGGAGGAGGAGGUAGAUGCAAUCCGAGCAUUGAGUGCUCCGCUGUCUGCAAGGAAAUUACAUCUUUAAACCUCACACACAAAACCCUGCAGCUAGCAGCACCAGUCCAGUCAGUCAGACUAAGGGGGGCAGCAGGGUGGGAGCCUCCUUCUUCAACACAAGAAUUGAAAGUCAAGAAGCAAAGGGUUGAAGAACAAUAAACUCCUCUGGGGACAGGGACAAGUCUUUUUGGAAACUUAACACUGCAUUUAAAAUUGUAUCACCGGAAAGAAAACUAUAUUUGAAGUAAGAAGAAAGAGGACAAGGUCAGCACUGGAAUAAUGAAGACAUUACUUCUCCUGUGUUCCUGGAUGAUCCUCUGCAAUGCACUGCCAUUUGAACAAAGAGGAUUCUGGGACUUUUCAAUGGAUGAUGGACUCACAAUGAUGAAAGAUGAGGCAAAUGAAGAUGGGUCAGGUUUUACUGUACCUCCUAAAGUCGAUGGUCCUACCACUCUUCCCCCUUUUAUGCCUCCUAUGGAUAUAUGUCCAUUUGGAUGCCAGUGCCACCUUCGGGUAGUACAGUGCUCUGACCUUGGUUUGACCAGUGUGCCCAAGAAUAUUCCAAAGGACACCACCCUCCUGGAUCUGCAGAAUAACAAAAUCACGGAAAUUAAAAAAGACGAUUUCAAGGGACUUACCAACCUUUAUGCCCUGGUUUUAGUAAACAACAAAAUCUCCAAAAUUAAUGAGAAGGCAUUCGAGCCAUUGCAGAAGCUGCAGAAGUUGUACAUCUCGAAAAACAACCUUGAAGAGAUUCCUGGGAGUCUACCCAAGUCUCUGGUGGAGCUUCGCAUUCAUGAAAACAAGAUCAAGAAGAUCUCUAAGGAUGCAUUUAAUGGUCUCAAGAACAUGAACUGCAUAGAAAUGGGAGGAAACCCACUUGAGAAUGGAGGUAUUGUCGCUGGAGCUUUUGAUGGACUGAAACUUAACUACCUUCGUAUCUCAGAAGCCAAAUUAAGCGGCAUCCCCAAAGGUCUACCAAGCACUCUUAACGAGCUGCACCUUGACCACAACAAGAUUCAGGCCAUUGAGAUGGGAGAUCUGAGCCAAUAUUCCAAUUUAUACAGGCUAGGACUGGGAUACAAUAACAUCAGAGCGGUAGAAAAUGGCAGCCUGUCCACUCUGCCCACUCUAAGAGAACUCCACCUGGACAAUAAUAAGCUCUCCAAGGUUCCUCCAGGACUUCCUGAUAUGAAAUUUCUCCAGGUUGUCUACUUGCACUCCAACAACAUCACCCAAGUCGGAGUGAACGACUUCUGCCCAGUAGGAUUUGGAGUGAAACGCGCCUACUACAACGGCAUCAGCCUCUUCAACAACCCAGUCCCAUACUGGGAAGUACAGCCAGCCACUUUCCGCUGCGUUACCGACCGCCUGUCCAUCCAGUUUGGGAAUUACAGAAAGUAAAACGCAGUGGGAGGAAAAUUCUCAAAAGAAUUAAAUAAAGUUAAAAAAAAAGAGCGACAUGGUGAAAACAGAAGAGUAGAGCAAAAAAAUAAAAAAUGUAACAAAUAAACCCAGUGAUAAGAGGCAG